AAGCACGACAGGGUUGACUCUGCGCGCCGUGUUGACCAGCCUGGGCCGGGUGGAGUCCAGUCCAGUGCCUUCAGGCGCUCGGCUCCCGCCCCCCCGCCAGCCAUUGCUGGAACACAGAGGACGCCGGAGCCCAAACAGAGCAGCCACGCAACGCAACCGCAACCUUGACCUGCUGACUCUGCCCCUCCGUCCCGCUCGUCACAUACCCAUCCAAUCCGCCGCUCAGUCGCCGCGUUUCCCAAACAGACGAUGGCUCCUCCGCCUCCCGCGGCAGCGCUCGCGCUCCUCGUCCUCGUCCUCGCCGCCGCGGUGCCGGCGCGCGCGCAGCAGGAGUACGAGGCCAACAAGCAGAACGCCUGCUACGCCACCAACGCCAGCUCCGUCCUCGGUUACACCUGCAACGCCACCACGGCCUCCACUCCGGCCUGCGACUCCUACCUCAUCUUCCGCUCCUCCCCGUCCUACUACGACACGCCGGUCUCCAUCUCCUACCUCCUCAACUCCUCCGUCUCCGCCACGGCCGCCGCCAACGCCGUUCCCACGGUGUCCCCGCUCGCGGCCUCAAGCCUCGUCCUCGUCCCCGUCCCCUGCGCCUGCACGCCCGGCGGCUACUACCAGCACAACUCCUCCUACACCAUCCAGUUCCUCGGCGAGACCUACUUCAUCAUCGCCAACAUCACCUACCAGGGCCUCACCACCUGCCAGGCGCUCAUCGAUCAGAACCCGCUCCACGACAGCCGCGGCCUCGUCGCCGGGAACAACCUCACCGUGCCGCUCCGCUGCGCGUGCCCCUCGCCCGCACAGGCCGCCAGCGGGUUCAGGUACCUGCUCUCCUACCUCGUCAUGUGGGGCGACGGCGUGACCUCCAUCGCCGCCAGGUUCCGCGCCGACCCGCAGGACGUGCUCGACGCCAACGGCCUCACCGCCGACGACAUCAUAUUCCCCUUCACCACGCUGCUCAUCCCGCUCAAGGCCGCGCCCACGCCGGACAUGCUCGCGUCCCCGGCGCCGCCGCCGGCCCCGACCCCGCCGCAGCCCACGCCCGCGCCGUCGGGCGGGUCGGGGACCGGGAAAUGGGUCGGCGUCGGUGUUGGCGUCGGCUGCGGCGCGCUUGCGCUGGCAGGAAUUCUGGGCCUGCUGCUCUUCCUACGGGCCAGGCGGCGGCGGCGGCUCGCCGAUGGGGAAAGUGUCCGUCAACGCAGCAAGGUGGUCAUCGACGUGUCCUCGUCGGCGGAGUACGGCGCGCUGGCGUCGGGGAAGCAGACCACUAAUACCACCACGUCCUCGACGUCCUCCGGGACGAGGUCGCUGGUGGCCAGCGACGUGCGCGGGGCCGUGGACUCGCUGACGGUGUACAAGUUCUCGGAGCUGGAGAAGGCCACCGCGGGGUUCGCGGAGGAGCGGCAGGUGCCGGGCACGUCGGUGUACCGGGCCGUCAUCAACGGCGACGCGGCGGCGGUGAAGCUGGUGGCCGGCGACGUGAGCGGCGAGGUCGGCAUCCUGAUGCGCGUCAACCACUCCUGCCUCGUCCGUCUCUCCGGCCUCUGCGUCCACCGCGGUGACACCUACCUCGUCUUCGAGUUCGCGGAGAACGGCGCGCUCAGCGACUGGAUCCACGGCGGCGGCGGCGGCGGCACCACCCUCCGGUGGAGGCAGCGCGUGCAGGUGGCGUUCGACGUCGCGGACGGGCUCAACUACCUCCACCACUACACGAACCCGCCGUGCGUGCACAAGAACCUCAAGAGCAGCAACGUCCUCCUCGACGCCGACCUCCGCGCCAAGGUGUCGAGCUUCGGGCUGGCGCGCGCGGUCACGGCGACCGACGGCGGCGCGGGCGCGCAGCUCACGCGCCACGUCGUGGGCACGCAGGGAUACCUCGCCCCCGAGUACCUCGAGCACGGCCUCAUCACGCCCAAGCUCGACGUGUUCGCUUUCGGGGUCGUCCUGCUGGAGCUGCUGUCCGGGAAGGAGGCCGCGUUCGCGGACGCCGGCACGGGCGAGGAGACGCUGCUGUGGGAGGCCGCGGAGGAGGCGCUGGUGGCGCACGGCGGCGAGGACGUGGACCGCGCCAAGGUGCGCGCGUUCAUGGACCCGCGCCUGCACGGGGACUUCCCCAUGGACCUCGCGCUCGCCAUGGCUGCGCUGGCGCUGCGGUGCGUGGCGGCGGAGCCCCGCGCGCGGCCGGCCAUGGACGAGGUCUUCGUCUCGCUCUCGGCGGUGUACAACUCCACGCUGGACUGGGAUCCCUCCGAUUACGGCACCUCCGGAUCUUCCAUGGUCGGGCGGUAGUAACCAUCAGCAUAGAAGUUAAAAUUGCAUAGAACAAGUAAAUGUAUCAUUAAUUUCAUCAAUUUGUUUUACAUUAAUCACUAGUACAAACAAAUCCACUCAAAUUGCGGCUUCAGCUACUCCUUUCUUUCGCUAGAACAACACCACAUUCGUCAGAAGCACAGAACCAAUGCUGCAAGUUUGGCAUUGCAGCAUUUUCGGCAAGAAAACUAGAGGCGACCAGUUCUGGGAUGUACCGUUGAUCUUUCAGCGACGAAUUGUGGAUUUGUGGAUUUGUGGUGAGAACGUUGAGCUACUAGGCUACUAGUAAGAACUGUUUUGUCGUACCAGUAACUUGUAAAGGAGAAAUACAUAUUUGAUUUUAUAAUCACCCAAA
Messenger RNA from Sorghum bicolor (sorghum), 2665 nucleotides. Its product is annotated as protein LYK5. The transcript has a single exon. Gene Ontology annotation, molecular function: protein kinase activity; ATP binding. The record is from RefSeq and is a predicted model, not a curated record. Bases 250 to 2289 code for a protein of 679 amino acids. Gene Ontology annotation, biological process: protein phosphorylation. NCBI's taxonomy places the organism in Eukaryota, Viridiplantae, Streptophyta, Magnoliopsida, Poales, Poaceae.